AUGGGCUGCAUCCAGAGCAUCGCCUGUAACAAGUCGCGCAUCAAGCGGGAGAACAUCGUGGUGUACGACCUGUCCGCCACCAUCGACCACUGCCCGACCGUCAUCGAGGAGAACUCGCCCAUCGUGCUCCGGUACAAGACGCCCUAUUUCAAGGCGUCCGCGCGGAUUGUGAUGCCCCCCAUUCCGCGCAACGAGACCUGGGUGGUGGGCUGGAUCCAGGCGUGCACCCAGAUGGAAUUUUACAACACCUACGGAGACGUCGGCAUGUCCAGCUGGGAGCUUCCUCAGCUCAGAGAAGGUCUGGUGAGGGCCAUCAGCGACUCAGACGGCGUGAGCUACCCCUGGUACGGAAACACGACCGAGACGGUCACCAUCGUCGGCCCCACGUCCAAACCGUCCCGCUUCGUCGUCAGCAUGAAUGACAAUUUCUACCCCAGCGUCACCUGGGCGGUGCCGGUCAGCGAAUCCAACACGCCCUUACUGACUAACAUCAAAAGGGACCAGAGCUUCACCACGUGGCUGGUGGCGCUCAACACCACGUCCAGGGAAAAGAUCCUCCUCCACACCAUCAAGUGGAGGAUGAGGGUGGACAUCGCCGUGGACCCGUCCCUGCCUCUGGGCUCCAGGGCUCGGCUGCUGGGCCGGGUGCACCAGGACCAGCCCAGGGUGCUGACCCGCAUGGAGCCCAUCCCUCCCAACGCCAUGGGGAGGCCCAACGCCAACGACGCCCAGGUUCUGAUGUGGAGGCCGAGGAGAGGCCCGCCGCUCGUCGUCAUACCGCCCAAGUAG
Stegastes partitus (bicolor damselfish) is the source of this 789-nucleotide messenger RNA. RefSeq names its product family with sequence similarity 78 member Bb (gene fam78bb). NCBI's taxonomy places the organism in Eukaryota, Metazoa, Chordata, Actinopteri, Pomacentridae. The transcript is spliced from 2 exons. The record is from RefSeq and is a predicted model, not a curated record. Bases 1 to 789 code for a protein of 262 amino acids.